This is a messenger RNA of Phoenix dactylifera (date palm), 734 nucleotides long. RefSeq lists its product as uncharacterized. The record is from RefSeq and is a predicted model, not a curated record. Lineage: Eukaryota; Viridiplantae; Streptophyta; Magnoliopsida; Arecales; Arecaceae.
ACGCAUACAUGCGAGAUUAGUAGUUGGAAGGAUAGCGACUGUGGCCAUUUUAAGUCUCCCGAGUCAGCUCCCCGCACCGAUCCGAGUCUAUUUUUCUCUAUCGUUGAAAGAGAGGGGAAAUCUCGCACGAAGGUUAGGGUUCCGGGGAGCUCGGAGCUGGUGGGCAUGGCGAUGAGGGCGUUCUACAACGAGAUCAAGGGCAUGAAGGUGAGGGAGCUUCCGGGAUACCUGAAGCCGAAACUCACGUGGGAGCACAUCAAGAAGACGACCGAUCAGGCGGUGGACCGCUACAUCGAGAAGUACAUCGAGACCAGCUCCGUGGAGCCCCUCUUUCACGUUUGCAUCGGUGGCAUGAUCUUCUCCUACCUGGUCGCCCUCCCCGAGGAGCGCCGCCACCUCGAACACCAGCAGAAGCACGCCGGCGGCGGCCAUUGAUUCCGAUCCUCCCAGGGUUGGAGAGCUUGUCUGUGGUUGGUUCGUGAUCGAUACUUGGUGUUCUUUUUCCUUCCCAAGACAGUCAUAGAAACUAUGUUUUUUAUUCCCUGUGCUUUAUUUCCUUGGGUUGCAUAAAUAAAUUGAGUUUGCCAUGGAUUGUGACUGUGUCUAAUUGAUCACCCCAUAAAAUGUCCAAUGCAAACAGUCUAGAUUAACCAUUUGCGUGGCAACUCACUGCGCCACUAUCAACACCCAUUCUGAAUUUCUGAUUCGUCGCUUGCUGUAAUAAAAUAUCUACU